AGCAUACGUUAGCCGCCCGUCGAGUGUGUAGUACAUUGUAGGGUAUGGUAACAUAUCAAUGUACGUUUAGUCUGAUAUGAUAUUAUAGUGAAAUUCCUCUUUGCCACAUCCCGGUCGAUGUUUAUGGACUGCCGUAAGUUGACGUGUCUUUGAGCGGACUUCCAGGUAACGUUACGAAAAUGCCAUUGCACGGAAAAAUAGUCGUGAUUAAGAGGAGUGGGGGAGACGGGACUGAGUUUCCCCUUAUUGCAACAUGCUUAUUUGGAAGGAGGCCUGACUGCGAUAUUCGUAUUCAGCUUCCUCAAGUCUCCAAGGAGCAUUGCAGAAUUGAGUUGAAUGAAAAUAAAGAGGUCAUUUUGACAAAUUUGAGCUCUGUGAAUCAAACUCGUGUCAAUGGAGUGGUUUUGCAGCAGUCAGAGCGUUUGAAGCACGGAGAUGUGAUAACUAUUAUUGAUCGUUCUUUCAGGUUUGAAUACCCUCCAGCACCCACACCAAAGAAGAGAUCUUCCACAGGAGGCAAAACUGAAACCCUCAAAGUUCUUCAAGAUCAGCAAGUGGGGGACACAGUUACUACUGAAACUGGAGACAAAAGGAUCUCUGAAGUGCCCACAGACCCUCAUCUGAAAGAUGGAGCUAGCCAUGACAACAUCCAGCGGUCCCUGGAGAUGGAGCCCAAGGAGGAUAAUGGCCUACAGCAAAGCAAGACCACCUCCCCCUUCAAUGAUCUCUAUCAAAUGAUCAAAAAAUCUCUGGAUGUCAAGACCCCUCGAAAAUCAUCUGUCAGUUUACUUCAAACACCUGCUUCGAGGUAUUGCACUCCAAGACCGGGUUCAGUCAUGAAAAAUGAUGGGAAACCUGUAAUUUCCACAGAAGACAAAAGCACUCCUCAGAAGGAUGAAGCUAAAGCGUCUCUUGGAGCUGAUGAAACCAGAGCAGCUGAAAAUACAAGUGAAGGAACCCCAAAGUCUGUUAAGAAGCAAAGGAGGUCUUCCCAGGUCCCAUCUAAUGAGAUGGCCACACCUGAAGUUGAAGCUGCCAAGUCAGAAGCAACUUUACCCCAGAAGAGAAUCCGUACACCCCCACAGAGGUUCACUGCCUGUGAAGUUAUUGAGCAAAUUACUGCUCAGUCACCCACAUCACCUUUGAGACGGAGAAGCAAGGAGAAAAAACCUGCAGUGACUCAGGAACAAGAAGAGCAAGCGGCAACUUCUCCCAAAACAGAUCGUCCUAGAAGGGCAUCCCCCAGGAACUCAGGCAGUUCUGUGGUUGAAGUUGAAAAAGUAAACAAGACCUCCAAAAAGCGCAAAAGUGGAGAACUUGCGGACAACUUACCUGCCCCACAAAUAAAGAAGAAACGGGUCUCCUUUGGAGGUUACCUGUGUCCUGAGUUAUUUGACAAACGUCUGCCUCCCGACUCUCCAUUACGUAAGGGGGCCAGUCCGCGGAGAAGCUUAUGUGUGUCUAAACCCAAACAGUCACUCCUCAGACGGGCAUCAGUCAUUGGCUUGCUACAGUUUAACCAAGAGCAUCCAGAAAGUCCUGCAAAAAUGAGGACUCCUUCUCCCAAGAAGUCAAGUGCCAAGAAUGCUUCUCCUAAGACUCCAACUCCUGGAAAGAAAUCACCAAAAUCGAGUUCCCCUUCUCCCAAGGCAACCUCUCCUGGAAAGAAAUCCCCAAAAUCGAGGUCCCCCUCCCCCAAGGCAACCUCUCCUGGAAAGACAUCGCCAAAAUCGAGGUCCUCUUCCCCCAAGGCUGCGUCCUCUGCAAAGAAGUCGCCAAAACCCAGGACACCUUCUCCCAAGGCUGCAUCACCUGCAAAGAAGUCACCAAAAUCCAAGAGUCUGUCUCCUGCAAGAGGAAGGUCUCCUGCAGUUGGUGGAACACCAGGAGUGCAGACCCCCAAAGUACAAGGGCGCUUCUCUGUGUCGCGCAUCAGCACACCAUCUCCAAAUGCAGAAGACACCGUCACUGAUAAAGUGCCUUCUUCAGUCACAGUCACUCCUAAAAUGCCACAGAAGAGGAAGAGCGUCUCUCAGGAAACCUCAAGCGUGGCAAAGAGUGCUGCAAAACUAAUGCGCAGAAGAAGUGGUAUUUCACGGGCAUCGAUGAAAGCCAAAAAUUCCUGGGCAGACAUUGUGAGAUUUGGUCAACCUAAGGCUCAGGUUGCUGCUGUAGUUAAAAAAGCAGUCACCACAAAGACAAAGAAGAAGACCGUGCCCAAAGCACAGACUCCUGCAAGAAAACUCAAAGGCCAUUUCAGCACUGGACAUGCAGAUUCACCUGUUACCAUUGUUGUGGGCCGAGCUCACAAACAAAGAGUUGUACAUCCAACUGGUGCUGCACCUAGACUGGUCACCAAUACCGCUCUCCUUAAAAAGAACAUGAAAAUGGAUGAAGACUUGACUGGAAUUUCUGAAAUGUUUAAAACCCCAGUAAAUGAAAGGAAGAGAAGGUCUGCGAUCAAUGAGAACAACACCAUGAAGACACCAGUGGGAGGCCUGGGCACGUCUGUGGUAGAACCAUCAGUGUUGAACACGCCUGAGGAGCCAGGUGAAAUGAUCGUGUCUCCACUGAGUGUUGCGUCAACUGUAAAAGACAGACGAUACAACAGUGAGGCUGUUCAACGCCUCCUCAAUGAUGACCAUGAGUCUAGCUUUGUCAGUGAUGCCCCUACCUCGGAGAUUCCCUCUGAUCAUUCUAGUGAACAGCAGUGCACAGAUUUGAAGAUGAUCUCUGUAACAACUCCCAAACAGAAGCCAGAAUUACCAGAAUGUCUCACCGGGGUGAAGAGAAUCAUGAGGACACCAAGACAGAAGGCUGAACCUGUUGAGGACUUGAGAGGGAGACUUCUGAGGACACCUAAACAGAAGCCCAAACAACAGGAGUGUCUCACUGGGGUUAAGAGGAUCAUGAAGACGCCACGACAGAAAGCAGAGCCUGUUGAGGACCUGAGAGGGAAGAUUUUGAAAACCCCCAAGCAGAAACCUGAGCAACAAGAAUGUCUCACCGGAGUUAAGAAGAUGAUGGAAACUCCAAAACAGGAGGCUGAAGCUGUAGAGGACAUCCGAGUGGAGCUUCUGACAACUCCCAAACAGAAGCCUGAGCAACCAGAGUGCCUCACUGGUGUUAAGAGUAUUUUUAACACCCCACAACAAGAAGCUGAACCUCUUGAAGAAAUCCAAGGAAAACUUCUGGAAACUCCCAAAGCUCUAGAGGCCGCUGAUGCAAGUUUGGAAGAUGCUGAGGAACUUGCGAAGACACCAGCAAAAAUGCAAGAAUCUGAAGACCUAUCUGAAGUGGCAGACAUGAAAACUCCAGACGUGAAGAGCUCCCCACCGUUAUGUCUCACAGGUGUAAAGAGAAUAAUGAAGACACCCAAGGAGAGAAGUGCUCCAGUGGAGGAUAUGGUUGGUGUGAAGAGGCUCAUGAAAACUCCCAGAGAGAAGGGCGCGCCUGUUGAGGAGAACUUCGGUAUCAAGAGACUCGUGAAAACCCCAAGGCCGAGCAGUAAUGCACCAGUGGAAGACUUUGAGGGGCUUCAGGAGCUCAUGAUGGAGCCACUGACUGAACCUUCAGAACAAAUGGAGACAAAUGAGCAGGUAGAAGAUCAAACAGCUCCAGACUGUGAAGAAGCUGUAGCCAAAGAACUGGACCUUGCCCACGAGGAGCCACAGGACAAUGUGCCAUCGGAUGCAAUUGAUAAUGUUCCCCAAGCUGACACUGAUGAAGAAGAGGAUGCAGAAAAAGUUGUCGUUGAUGACCACAUGGAGGAAACGCAAAGUGGACACAUUGAACACGAGUCAUCAGACGUUGUGUCUCAAGCAGCUGAGGAUGAGGUGAUGGCUGUGGAACAACCCAAAAUGGACACGGCAGAUGAGAAUUCAUCCAAAGACCAACCUGAAGUGGACGCAGUAGAUGAGAAAGAAUCUGAAGACCAGCCUAAUGUGGACGAAGUGGAUGAGAAUAUACCUGAAGUGGACACAACAGAGGACAUUUUACCAGUGGAACAACCUAAAGAGGAUGCUGUAGAUGUAAAUAUACCUGAAGUGGAGACUGCUACUAGAGAAGUCACGGAAAUGGACACAUCUGCCACAGAUACUGACCAUGAGAAGAAAUCUGUUCGAGGCAGAAGGGCAAAAACCGCGGAACCUAAAGCAGCCGAGGAUAAACAGGAGGUAGCAGAAUACUCUGAAGAUAUUGUCUCUGCUCCAGUAAGAGGAAGACAUGGGAAGAAAGCUGAAGAAACAGCACAACCUACCAUCGAAGCUGUUCCUGAGGAACCUGUAACUGAGAUGACAGCUUGCAAAGACGCAGAAAUGGAUGCAGACAUCGCUCAGAAGAAAACCGUGCGAGGCAGAAGGGCAAAAACAGUGGAACCUAAAGCAGCUGAGGAUAAACAGGAGGUAGUAGAACAUGCUGAAGAUCCUGUGGUUCCUGCUCCAGUCAGAGGAAGAAGAGGGAAGAAAGCUGAAGCUGCUGCACCAGCCGCUGUAAGACAAACAAGAGGCAGAAAUGCAAAGUCUGAAGAAAUCAAUGAUGAGCCCACUGUGGAGAAAAGUGAGUCUCUGCCUUCCAAAGUUACUCUUAAGGCUAAAAGAGGACGAAAAGCUGACGAUAAACCUGAAACAGUCCAAGAGGUUGCCACUGAAACUGAAAUGGCGGCAGAACAUGAGAAUGAACCAAGUCCCCCAAUUGAUGUCAGCCAGGAAGCAAAUGACAGCGCAGCACCCCUGAAGAAGGCCGAGCUGAAGCCAAAGAGGGGGAGAAGAGCUAGACAACCUGAAGAACCAGUGCCAGAGCAGCAAGAUGUGCCGAGCACUCACAGUGAGGACGCUCCCCAAGCUGACAUGGCUAAAGAAGCUGAUGCAAAUGAAGUCUGCAGUGAACAGCUGGAGGUGGUGCCCACUGAAGAUGAUGAAAAUAAAUCAUCAGAUGCCAUGGAAACGGUUCCUCCGGCGCCUGUAACUGAGAGUUCACCUGAAGCGGGAGCAGCAACCAGCACAGUCACAGAUAUGGAUGCAGCUAUCGUUCCGAAGAAAACUGUUCGAGGUAGAAGAGCGAAACUGGCCGAGCCCAAAUCCGCUGAGGAUAAACAGGGAGCUGAAGAACACUCUGAAGAUCCUGUCGUCCCUGCUCCAGUCAGAGGACGAAGAGGGAAGAAAACCGAAACUGCUGUAAGACAAACGGCAAGAGGCAGAAAUGCAAAGUCUCAAGAAAGCGCCUCUGAAGAUCAACCUGAAAUUGCACCAGAGAAAGCUGAGGAAACCAUGCUGGUGCCUGAGACUUCUACUGAAGCUGUGAGUGACCACACUUCUCCAAUAAAUGAAAAUGAUUCUGAACGCCCUGCCGAGGAAGCUGUCGUGAAGCCCGUUAGAGGGAGGAAAACUAAGCAAACACAUUCUGAGCCACCUCAACCAGAGCCUGAGAAAACUGCAGUUGUGAGUGACGAGCCUGUUACAGCAGACGCUCAACCUGCAAAGCCCAGGAGAGGGAGGAACGCAGAGCCAAGAGAGGCAAAAACCGAUACUGAACAAAAUGAGGGGGUGGAAGAAGCGGUUGCCGCUGUGGAGACCAAGCAGCAGUCUCAGCCUCCAGUCAGGGCAAAGAGGGGAAGAAAUGCCAAACAGGAAGACGAAAAGCUCGAGUCCACUUCAGUGGAGACGACUGAAUCCCAGGAGCCGGUUAACAAGGUGAGGAGAACCAGGAAGGCAGAGCAGGACAAUGUCGAGCCAAGAGAAGAAGCUGAAACGGUUACUCAUUUGUGA
Molecule: messenger RNA, 5765 nt
Organism: Plectropomus leopardus (leopard coralgrouper)
Lineage: Eukaryota; Metazoa; Chordata; Actinopteri; Perciformes; Serranidae
Gene: mki67
Product: marker of proliferation Ki-67
Biological process (GO): regulation of chromosome segregation; regulation of mitotic nuclear division
Cellular component (GO): nucleus; chromosome
Molecular function (GO): protein binding
Source: RefSeq, a predicted model, not a curated record